AUGAUGAAAAGAGGAUGGAUUUUCUGUGAUUUUUUUAAUUACAAUAAAAUAGUAAGAUGUGAAGAGAGUUAUGAUAAGAACAAUAAAAGUGAGGAUUCGAAAUAUGGAGAAAAGAGAAGUAAUGAGUUAUAUGAAGAGAGUAGUAUGAAUAAUAACGAUUCUUUAAUAGAUAUGAUUAAGAAUAUACCUAUAAAUCCAUUUAUUGAUAAAAAUGAAAAUAUGAAUAAAUAUAAAUAUGGUGUUGAAAAAAAAAAUAUUGAACGAUAUACUGGUGUGAAUGUGUAUGAUGAAGUAGAUGAAAAAGAUGAGAAAAAAAACAAACCUGUAGAAUAUCCUUUUGCGAUAAGUAAUAAAAUAAUAUUUAAGAAAGAGAAAAAUAAUAAUAAUAAAACAAGUUCAUCUAAUAAUCAAAUUAAUACAAAUUAUAGUAAUAUAUCAAGUGAAUUAUACCCAGAAGAAGGUUUUAAAACACCUAAUAAAACAAAGCAUUUUUAUGCUGAUUGGGAAAGAUUAUUAGCAUAUAAUCAUGGUUUAUAUACGUUAAAAAAUGCAAAUAAUAAUAAUACAAUAAUUAAUAGAGAUUUACAUUCAUUAAAUACAGAAAAUGAUAUAAGAAAUAAAUUAAAUUUAUAUAUCGAUAGAAUAAAUAUCGAUAAUCCAAAUGAUACAUGUAAAUAUUUAGGAAUAGAAGAAUAUAAAUGUUUAUUAACACAUUCUUUUCAUAUGAAUACAAAUGUUAGUAAUCAAAAAUGUGUCAAGUGGUUUAAUGAAUAUAUACAAUGUAAAUGGGAUGAACAAAAAUUAAAUUUUGGAUAUAACUACAUUGAACAUAAAAGACAUAAAAAAUCAAAGGCCUAUAUCGCAGCCCCAGAUUAUCAAUACGCAUAA
Plasmodium reichenowi is the source of this 888-nucleotide messenger RNA. RefSeq lists its product as hypothetical. The record is from RefSeq and is a predicted model, not a curated record. The coding region runs from base 1 to 888 and encodes 295 amino acids. Lineage: Eukaryota; Apicomplexa; Aconoidasida; Haemosporida; Plasmodiidae. The transcript has a single exon.